Miscanthus lutarioriparius is the source of this 1485-nucleotide messenger RNA. The record is from the annotation of a GenBank genome assembly. NCBI's taxonomy places the organism in Eukaryota, Viridiplantae, Streptophyta, Magnoliopsida, Poales, Poaceae.
AUGGACAAGGAGAAGAGGAGGAGGAACUGGUUCGAGCGCAUCAGGCGGCUCUUCACCUCCUCCGACCCCAAGCCCACGCCCAAACCAGCAGACAAGAAGGCGAAGAGCAAGCGGUGGCUGCCGGGAAAGCUGCGGGCGCAGCAGUCGUUCGCGCUCCCGCCGCCGGCGCCCGCGGGCGCGGACCAGAUCAGGCAGGCGGAGGACGAGCAGAGCAAGCACGCCGUGGCCGUGGCCCUCGCCACCGCGGCGGCCGCCGAGGCCGCUGUCGCCGCCGCGCACGCCGCCGCCCACGUGGUCCGCCUCACCGGCCAGCCGCCGCCAGUGGCUCACGUGCCCCGGCAGGUGCAGGUGCAGGAGCAGGAGCACGCCGCCGUCGCCAUCCAGUCGGCUUACCGCGGAUACCUGGCUCGGCGGGCGCUGCGGGCGCUCAAGGGCCUGGUGCGGCUGCAGGCGCUGAUCCGCGGGCAGGCAGUGCGGCGGCAGACGGCGGCCACGCUGCGCGGCCUCGAGUCCCUCAUGAGGAUCCAGGCCCGGCACCGGUCCAGGGCCGGCGGCGUGGAUCACCACCAGCACAACCGCCAGGCGGCGGACGACGACGCCCAGCUGCUGCGGCGCGGCAGGGAGCUCUUUGCCGCCGCCGCCGCCGCCGUCCACGAGCAGCAGCAGCAGCAGGCGAGCAACAAGGGGUGGGACAGCAGCAUCUUCUCCAAGGAAGAGAUGAGCGCCAUGACGAGGAACAAGGAGGAGGCCGCGCUCAAGCGCGUGCGCGCGCUGCAGUACGCCUCUCUGCACAACGAGAAGCUGGGCCUCGGCCUCCGGCGGCCGCCCUCCAUCUCCAUGUCCAGGGACGAGAUUGACGCGCUGAACCAGCGCUGGAGCUGGCUGGAGGAGUGGGUCGGCUCGCAGCCCCCCUUCGACAAGGACGUCCCCGUCGCGCACCAGUCCCCCUACACCAGCACCACCACCAGGGGGGAGGACGCCACCGCCAACAAGGGCGACGACGUCGUCGAUAGGCUCGGCUGCUCGGCCCGCCGGUCCUUCGCCCGCCCGAGGCGCACGCCGGGGAGGGGGGACUGCUACUACGACGACGCGGCGGCGGCGGCAUGCUCACCGGCGCCGCCGGCGCCGUUCCCGGGGUACAUGGCCUCCACCGCGUCCGCCAAGGCCAAGUUCAGGUCCAUGAGCACGCCCAAGGAGCGCUCCGCCGCCGCCUACUCCGACGCCUACUCGGAGCACUGCUUCCCGUUCGCCGACCGCCUGCUCUCGCCCAUCCCGUCCAUGUCGCCCAUCCCCUCCGUCGCCAGCGACAUGGGCUUCGCCAGGUCCACCAGGCCGUCCGUCGCGCAGCGGUCGCCGCGGGUGGCGACCAAAAGCCCCAUGACGCCCGUGAGGUUGCGCUCGCGGAGGUCGCCCGGCCACCACAGCUUCGGCUCCGAGGCAGCGCUGCACCAGCUGCAGAUGGAGCACUACACCCCAGUUCGCUGA